This is a messenger RNA of Carassius carassius (crucian carp), 8091 nucleotides long. Its product is annotated as chromodomain-helicase-DNA-binding protein 3-like. Gene Ontology annotation, biological process: chromatin remodeling; negative regulation of transcription by RNA polymerase II. The transcript is spliced from 40 exons. NCBI's taxonomy places the organism in Eukaryota, Metazoa, Chordata, Actinopteri, Cypriniformes, Cyprinidae. Bases 166 to 6471 code for a protein of 2101 amino acids. Gene Ontology annotation, molecular function: chromatin binding; ATP binding; ATP hydrolysis activity. The record is from RefSeq and is a predicted model, not a curated record. Gene Ontology annotation, cellular component: NuRD complex; chromatin; nucleus.
AAAUAAAUAUAAGGGCGGCCAUCUUUGUUUCUCUGCCUUGUAGUGUAAAAUAUUCCAAAAACGCCCCCCACUUUUUGUGUGUCGAUUUGAAUAUUAAAUAAAUAUCAUAAUUCGAAAGGAAUACACUUUUGCAUCUCGCGGAACGGGGUCACCGAUGGGAAUACAAUGUCCUCUCUUCUCCGUUCUUGUGAGGAAGAUGAGGGCACGGCGGUUAAUUCCGAGGGAGGAGAUUUUGAUGAAGAAGAAGACGACGGAGACCUGGACGAGAACGCAAGCGACAUAAACUCACCGGCGGCGCCUACAGAAACUGCAGCGAGAGCGGCGCCAGAUGAUGGCGAUGACAUUGGGCAGACAUUGGACAGGGACAACCUGGGGAAAAAGAAACGAGGCCCUAAGAAAAAGAAAGAGACGAAAAAGAGAGACAAGGACAAGGAGGGGAAGAUGGCCAAAGCACGCAAGCGCAAAAAAAUAGACAGUGACGUAGAAAGAGACUCAGAGCCAGACUAUGCCAUGAACUCUGACAGUGCUGCCAGCGAUUAUGGAGGAGAGAAGAAAAAGAAGAAGAAGCACAAGGACAAAAAAGAGAAGAAAACCAAGAAGAAGAAAAAAGAGGAUGAAGACAGUACACACGAAGAGACCACAAAGCCGGUAGAGAUGAAAACAUCGGCCCAGCUGGCUAGGGAGUGGGGACUGGAGGAUGUCGAUCACACAUUCACAGAAGAAGAUUACCGCACACUAACCAACUACAAAGCCUUCAGCCAGUUUAUGAGACCCAUGAUUGCUAAGAAGAACCCAAAAAUCCCCAUGUCCAAGAUGAUGACAAUUCUGGGGGCCAAAUGGCGAGAGUUCAGCUCCAAUAAUCCAUUCAAAGGCUCGGCAGCAGCCGUUGCUGCUGCUGCAGCAGCCGCCGCAGCAGCCGUUGCUGAGCAGGUCUCUGCAGCAACAGCCUCCCCUGAACCUCCACCUCAGCCACCACCACUUCGCAAGGCCAAGACCAAAGAGGGCAAAGGCCCUGGCUUCAAGAAACGCAGUAAGAGUCCUCGUGUCUCAGAUAAGAAGAAGCCAAAAUCCAAGAAAAUGGCACCUCUGCGCAUUAAACUGGGAGCGCUUGGUAACAAGAGGAAGAAGAGUAGUUCGAGUGAGGAGGUGGAUGAGGAUGAUUCUGAGCAGGAAAACUCUAGCGUUCACAGUUCUUCAGUCCGCUCUGACAGCUCGGGACGGGUCAAGAAGAACAAAAGGGGUCGCCCAGCAAAGAAGAAGAAAAAGGCGCUGCUGGGUGAUGAGGAUGGCGAUGGCUAUGAGACUGACCAUCAGGACUACUGCGAGGUUUGUCAGCAGGGAGGAGAGAUCAUUCUGUGUGACACCUGUCCUCGAGCGUACCACCUGGUCUGUCUUGAGCCUGAGCUGGAGAAAGCCCCCGAGGGCAAGUGGAGCUGCCCUCACUGUGAGAAAGAAGGAAUCCAGUGGGAAGCAAAGGAAGAAGAGUUUGAGGACUUUGAAGAGGAGUGUGAUGAUGUCCGGGAUUUGGAGGCAGGGCUGGGUGGAGAGGAAGAGGAGGAUGAUCACAUGGAGUUCUGUCGUGUGUGUAAGGAUGGAGGAGAGCUGCUGUGCUGUGACUCUUGCCCGUCAUCCUAUCACAUUCACUGCCUGAACCCCCCAAUGCCCGAGAUCCCCAACGGAGAGUGGCUCUGUCCACGCUGCACUUGUCCCCCAAUAAAAGGGCGAGUACAAAAAAUUCUGCACUGGCGAUGGGGUGAUCCACCAGCCCCAGUUCCUGUCCCUCCACCCCCAGAUGCACCCCCUGAUGCACCGCCCCCUCCGCCUAUGAAGGGUCGUCCAGAGAGAGAAUUCUUUGUAAAGCUAGCAAGACAGUCCUACUGGCACUGCACCUGGAUCACAGAGCUACAGCUCGAGAUCUUCCACUCUGUGAUGUUCCGGAACUAUCAGAGGAAAACAGACAUGGAUGAGCCACCCAGUCUGGACUAUGGCUCGGGGGGAGAGGAGGAUUCUGGGAAGAGUGAGAAGCGAAGGGCCAAAGACCCUCAAUAUGCCAUUCUGGAAGAGAAGUACUACAGAUAUGGCAUCAAGCCUGAGUGGAUGAUGGUGCACAGAAUAAUCAAUCACAGUGUGGAUAAAAAGGGCAACUACCACUACCUGGUUAAAUGGCGAGAUCUGACCUAUGACCAGUGCACCUGGGAGAGAGAUGAGCUGGACAUCCCUGAGUUUGGUCCGCACAAAGCGGCGUACUGGAGACACAGGGAGGAAGUGAUGAAGGAAGACCCAGAGAAGCCAAGGAAGAUGAGGAGGAGAGAGGAGAAUGAUGAUGCUCCAAGCACACCUGUUAAUGACCCGACAAUCAAGUAUGAGGAGCAGCCAGACUUUGUGACAGAGACGGGAGGUACAUUGCAUCUCUAUCAGCUGGAGGGGCUGAACUGGCUGCGGUUCUCCUGGGCUCAGGGAACAGACACCAUCCUGGCUGAUGAAAUGGGCUUGGGCAAGACCAUCCAGACUAUUGUUUUCCUCUACUCACUCUUUAAAGAGGGACACACUAAAGGUCCGUUCCUGGUGAGCGCACCACUGUCCACAAUCAUUAACUGGGAGAGAGAGUUUGAGAUGUGGGCUCCUGACUUCUACGUUGUCACUUACACCGGAGACAAGGACAGCCGGGCCAUCAUCCGUGAGAAUGAGUUCACCUUUGAUGACACGGCAGUGAAGGGAGGAAAAAAAACCUUCAAAUUACAGAGAGAAGCUCCCAUUAAGUUCCAUGUGUUGUUAACAUCCUAUGAGCUUGUGACCAUAGACCAGAACGUUCUCAAGUCCAUUGAAUGGGCCUGUCUUGUAGUGGAUGAAGCCCACCGCCUCAAAAACAACCAGUCCAAGUUCUUCAGGAGACUGAAUGACUACAAGAUAGACCAUAAGCUGCUUCUAACAGGAACUCCACUCCAGAACAACCUGGAAGAACUUUUCCACUUGCUCAACUUCCUGACGCCCAACCGCUUCAAUAAUCUAGAGGGUUUUCUAGAGGAGUUUGCGGACAUCUCUAAAGAGGACCAGAUUAAGAAACUGCAUGACCUGCUUGGCCCACACAUGCUCCGGAGACUCAAAGCUGAUGUGUUUAAGAACAUGCCGGCCAAAACUGAGCUGAUCGUCCGAGUGGAGCUCAGCCCCAUGCAGAAAAAAUACUACAAGUUCAUUCUGACGCGUAAUUUCGAGGCGCUGAAUUCUAAGGGAGGAGGGAACCAGGUGUCUCUGCUCAACAUUAUGAUGGAUCUAAAAAAGUGCUGCAACCACCCCUACCUCUUCCCCGUCGCUUCUGACGAAGCUCCCAAAACACCAAGUGGAGCGUAUGAAGGUUCAGGUCUCACUAAGGCUUCUGGGAAACUCAUGCUGCUGCAGAAAAUGCUCAGAAAACUGAAAGAGCAAGGCCAUCGAGUGCUAGUGUUCUCUCAGAUGACCAAGAUGCUGGAUUUGCUGGAGGAUUUCCUGGAUUAUGAGGGUUAUAAGUAUGAGCGAAUUGAUGGAGGCAUCACUGGAGCUCUCCGACAGGAAGCCAUUGACAGAUUUAAUGCUCCUGGUGCAUGUCAGUUUUGUUUUCUUCUCUCUACACGAGCGGGCGGUCUGGGAAUCAAUUUGGCCACUGCGGACACAGUCAUCAUCUUUGACUCUGACUGGAAUCCCCACAAUGAUAUACAGGCCUUUAGCCGAGCUCACCGUAUUGGUCAGGCCAAUAAGGUGAUGAUAUAUCGGUUCGUCACACGGGCCUCGGUGGAGGAACGAAUUACUCAGGUGGCCAAAAGGAAGAUGAUGCUCACACACCUGGUGGUGCGGCCCGGUCUGGGAUCAAAAGCCGGAUCCAUGUCUAAACAAGAGUUGGAUGACAUCCUCAAGUUUGGCACGGAGGAGCUUUUCAAGGAUGAGAUUGAGGCAGGGGACAAUAAGGAUGAUGAUAGCAGCGUAAUUCACUACGACAAUGUUGCUAUCGAGCGUUUGCUAGAUCGCAGCCAGGAUGCCACAGAUGACUCUGACAUGCAGAACAUGAACGAGUAUUUGAGCUCCUUCAAGGUGGCCCAGUACACUGUCAAAGAAGAUGACAAGAUAGAGGAGAUCGAGAGAGAGAUCAUUAAGCAGGAAGAGAAUGUGGAUCCUGAUUACUGGGAGAAACUCUUAAGGCAUCACUAUGAACAACAGCAGGAAGAUCUGGCCCGCAAUCUCGGCAAAGGAAAGAGAGUCCGCAAACAGGUCAACUACAAUGACGCGGCUCAGGAGGAACAAGAGUGGCAUGCUGACAUUUCAGAUAACCAAUCAGAAUACUCCGUGGGCUCAGAGGAGGAAGAUGAGGACUUUGAUGAGAGACCUGAGGGUCGCAGACAGUCACGCAGGCAGCUCAGAAAUGAGAAGGAUAAACCACUGCCUCCCCUGUUGGCCAGAGUGGGUGGCAACAUUGAGGUAUUGGGCUUUAAUACGCGUCAGAGAAAAGCUUUCCUGAACGCCAUCAUGAGAUGGGGUAUGCCAGCUCAGGACGCCUUCUCAUCCCAGUGGCUCGUGCGAGACCUCCGCGGCAAGAGUGAAAAGGAGUUCAAGGCAUACGUGUCUCUCUUCAUGAGGCACCUCUGUGAGCCGGUGGCUGACGGUUCAGAGACCUUCGCUGAUGGUGUCCCGCGAGAAGGGCUCUGCAGGCAGCCGGUUCUGACACGUAUAGGAGUCAUGUCUCUAGUAAAGAAGAAGGUGCAAGAGUUUGAGCACAUUAACGGGAAAUGGAGCAUGCCUGAAUUGAAGCCAGAGAUUACUGUGGACUCCAAGAAAUCUUCAAGAGCUUCUUCACCUGCCAUUAAGACAGAUACUCCCACACCUGAAAUGAGCUGCAACAACACACCAUGUACCUCCAAACCAGCCACUCCCUCUCCACCUGACAAGAUAGAAAAGAGUACGAAAGAGGUGGAGAAAGACGAGUGUGAGUCCCAAACAGAACCAGAAAGAGAGAGAGAGAAGGAAAAAGGAAAGGAGGGGGAGAGUGUGGACAGCCCAGAACAUGCAGAGACUUCCACCACAGUGAAAGAGAGUGAAAAAGAUCCUGAAACCAGUGAAAAAGCUCAAACAUCCGAAAGUCCAACAAAAGCUUCUGAUGAUUCAAAAACAAAGGAAAGUCCUGAAAUUUCUCAGUCUUCUCCAAAAGAAAAGAGUGAGAAAGAAAAUCAAGAAGAUGAGAGCACUGAAAAAGUGGCCUCUCCGGAGAAAACGUCUGAUUCUCCAUCUGUUAAAGACCAGAGCAGAGAGGCUUUGAAAGGGGAAAAAGGAGAGAAACGAGAAAAGGCUGGAGAAGAAAAGGAGAAGAGUGAAGUGGCAUCUCCUCCCAUAGAAACAACCGAAAAGAAAGAGAAAUUAGAUCUAUCUUCUGAUGUCAAAAAAGAGGAGGUGAAGGGUGAGAAGGAUGCUGUGAAGGAGGUCAGAGGACAGAGGGAGGAGGUGCCCAAAGGUAACGGCAAACCCACAGAGCGUCCACGAUUUAUGUUCAAUAUCGCAGAUGGAGGAUUCACAGAACUCCACACUCUUUGGCAGAAUGAGGAGCGGGCGGCCAUUUCAUCAGGCAAGAUCAAUGAGAUCUGGCACCGGCGGCACGACUUCUGGCUGCUGGCAGGCAUCGUGUGCCAUGGCUAUGCUCGGUGGCAGGACAUUCAGAACGACCCGCAGUUCGCCAUCGUGAACGAACCUUUCAAAACGCAAGCCAACAAGGGAAACUUCUUAGAGAUGAAAAACAAGUUCCUGGCCAGGCGGUUUAAGCUGCUAGAGCAGGCCCUGGUGAUAGAGGAGCAGUUGCGUCGUGCUGCAUACCUCAACAUGACCCAGGACCCAACUCACCCGGCUAUGGCCCUGAACGCUCGCUUUGCUGAGGUUGAAUGUCUAGCCGAGUCCCAUCAACAUCUCAGCAAGGAAUCACUCGCAGGAAACAAACCGGCCAAUGCCGUGUUGCAUAAGGUUCUUAACCAACUGGAGGAGCUUCUGAGUGACAUGAAGGCAGACGUAAUGCGGCUCCCAGCCACACUCUCUAGAGUCCCGCCGAUCACAGCCCGCCUGCAGAUGUCAGAGAGAAGCAUCCUCAGCAGACUGGCCAACAAAGGCAACGAGACACACACACCGCCGCCUAUUCCUCCAGGCCCGUACGCCACCCCACAAAACUACGGCCCUCCCUUCACACCUGCACCUUCAGCGGCUCUCACUCUGGCAGGGGCCAACUACAACCAGAUGCCCCCUGGCGCUUUCAUAUCAGAAGCUCCGUCCUGCCUGAAGACCAAGGAACAUGACGUGCUGCAGCGCCAGAGGGUGGUGGACCUGUGGAAGGACGGCAAGUCGGAAGGGUCAAUUGGACAAGAGCUUCGCAUGCCCAAAUCCACUGUGCACAGCAUCAUCGUCAAGUAUCGCCUCAGCAACACGGUGGAGAACCUGCCACGCAACGGACGGCCCAAAAAACCAUGACCUGAAAGAGGGAUGGAUGGAGGAUGAGAGGGAUGAAGUGACUGUAGAAUGUGAGGGGCAGAAAGCCUAGAGAAAAAAACAUGAUUAAACUAGACAGGAUUGGAGGGUACAAGGAGGUGAAAGUGUCUGAAAAUACUGUAGCCGAGAGCAUAUUGUAGCAGGUUAGGAAGAGCUGCUGGACUUCUUGAGAGAUGAUACUCUUCAGUCAACAUGGUUAAUAAUAGAUAGACAAAAUGCAAAUGAAAAUGCAAAAGAGUGAAAUGAAAUAGGAAAAAGAGAGCUGAAAGGAGAGCCGUUUGGACGACGAAAACACAGACCUCUUCUGCCCUUUCCAGCACUUUUUUUCUCUCUCAAUCUCUCUCUCCCCUUGCCCCCUCCAUUCCCUUUCUUUUAUUUGUCGGUCCGAGAGAAGUCCCAGCAGAUUAACUUUUCAUUUGGCCAAAGGAGCGAGAGCGCACGUUUAAGUGCCCGAAACCUCCCCCCCCUAAUUCCACCACAAAUCACUAUUCUUCUGCAUCAAUUUAUACAGUAUCUUUUUCUUUUAACAUUUAUCCACUCUCCUUCUCUCUCUCACACACACACAUGCUGCCUCACAAAGUCAGAAGUGAAGGAUUCCAAAGGCGGCAGUUUUUCCAAAAUACCACAAGUUUGUUUUCUGUCAUUAAUACCCCUGACCCAAUCAAAACUGUUUUGGAACUGAGGCACAGUGGAGUGGAACUAUCUUUAUCCUGGAAACUGCGGACCUCUUGAAAAACUCACCAGCCACAGACUCUCUGCGUUCCUAAACUAGGACUGUGAAAUGUAAAACCGGCAUGAAAUCACUCCAUAUACAUGAAGACUGACUCUUCAUCACAGCAACCUGUCCAGUGGGGUGAUAUCUGCACCUGAUCUGAGAUUAGAUCUUCCAGAGCUAACUUAUUGAAGGAAUGCGCUGAUCCUGGGUCAGAAGACCUUCAUUCUGAGCGUGCACACGAUUCAGUUGGUCUGACCAAAUUCCUGUGCUGUGCUAGAGCCAGAUUCAAUCCCCAGCAGGACGUUUAUACAGUACAUGACUGUUGUAUGAGAACUCCCUGCAUUCUACAAAAAUGCACAAACACUCCCACGUGUGCACAACUCAUGCACGCUUGAGAGCCACUUAAGUAGCUCUGUGUUUUCCACCACAUGGUGUGUUUUAUUGUAAUGGCAGUUGAGUGUGCGUGGUCUUGCAGUAUCAAUGAACUGAAGCUGAUUGUGCAUAUGUUUGUGUUCGGGUGUGAGUGUACUGUACGAUUGAAGGUUCAGGGCUGCUGGUGUGUGAGUGAUUAAUUGUGUGAGUGUGCUGGUUGUUUGGAUAGGCUGGGUCACUGAGGCCAGCUGCCAUGUUUCUGCAUGUUUUUCUGGUUUACUGAGAAGUAGAGAGGCUGGUGUGCAGGAGCAAAACUGGGUGCCCUAAGAUAAUGUUUGGUCAGAGAAAGUGGCAUACAGAGAUGGUUGAAAGGCAGACAGUCUGAGAAAGAGAUCUGAAUAACACUUUUAUGGGCAACUAGUGGAUAUUUUGAUUUAAUGUGUUGAUUUUUUUCUUCAAUUAUUUGGGAUGAAAAAGCCUAAUUUAUUUUCUGUAUUUUAUAAAAUCAAGUUAAU